Messenger RNA from Chlorocebus sabaeus (green monkey), 5524 nucleotides. It is a transcript of the gene ENC1, whose product is annotated as ectodermal-neural cortex 1. Gene Ontology annotation, cellular component: cytoplasm; Cul3-RING ubiquitin ligase complex. Gene Ontology annotation, molecular function: protein binding. Lineage: Eukaryota; Metazoa; Chordata; Mammalia; Primates; Cercopithecidae. Gene Ontology annotation, biological process: ubiquitin-dependent protein catabolic process. The record is from RefSeq and is a predicted model, not a curated record.
AGAGUCCAGCCGGGGGUGCCGCACCCGCUGGGGAAUGAAGAGGGAGGACACAUGGGAAAUGCCUGGGGCUGGAGUCUCUUUGGCUCUCUGCCAGCAAGAAACUUAGAAGUCCUGGCUUGCUCAACCCGACUGUCCCCAAAGCUUUCAGACUUUUGCCCUUCCAUUGCCACUAUCUCUCCCCACUCUGGGCGUCCUACCCAAGGAGCUAUCUAUGCGUGCCCAGGGCCUGUCCUGUGGAUAUCCAGUUCGCCCCUUGCUGCUAGAGCAUCGCGCGGGCUCUGGCAUCACCGAGCGUACAACGCCGGGCUGCGCUCCCCUGAGGUGCGUCCCUCAGAUCCGGGACUGUCCAUUAACCAGGCUGGCUCAAAGAGGCGCAGACACACUCGAACCCGGGAAAACUUAUUUUAUUCUCGGUUCCCGGGGUUGCAGCUGCCAGCGGCUGAGACAGCGCGUCCGCUUUGUCUCUCUGCAGUCCCCGCAGCCCCCCUCUCCCGCUUCCUCUCCCGAUUAACUCCCCCGACACGCUCUUCCCCAGCUCCUCUCCUCCUCCCACUCCUUCUCCUCCUCUUCCUCCUCCUACACCACGGGCCGCGCUAAUGCGCUUCCUCCCUCCCCCGGUGUCGGUCUCUUUGCAUACGCGCCCCCUCCCCUCCCCUCCCCGCCGCGCCACUUAUAGCGGGGCGCACCGCGGCGGGGCGCAGACUGCUCUGGCAGCCGGAGAGGAGGCGGUGCGGCGGUGGCGCUGCGGAGACCGGGUCCAGACGCCUGGCGGCAGCCGGCGCACAAGGCGCUUUCUAGCUCCCUCCCCCGAGCGCACAGCCCGCCUCCUUCCGCGGCGCCUGCAGUGGCAGGCUUGCUCUCCGCUCCGGUGACGCGCUCCGGUAGACGCUCUGCGGGUCCUGGACGCCGGGUGCGCGGCGUGGGGACAAGAGGCAGAGGCGAACGCCAGCGGUAGCCAGUCCGCGAGCCAUCGUUCGGGGUGCAGUCCUCUCCCCGGCUGGCGCUCCUUUCUCCGGGGCAUUCGCCACCGCUUCCCGGGGCUGAGACGACCGGUUCGUCGCCUCCUUGCCCGUGACCGACGCUAGAACUCAGUUGUGCGUUACGGCCAGUCGCCACUGCUGAGUGGAAACAAAAUGUCAGUCAGCGUGCAUGAGAACCGCAAGUCCAGGGCCAGCAGCGGCUCCAUUAACAUCUAUCUGUUUCACAAGUCCUCGUACGCUGACAGCGUCCUCACUCACCUGAAUCUUUUACGCCAGCAGCGUCUCUUCACUGACGUCCUUCUCCAUGCCGGAAAUAGGACCUUUCCUUGCCACCGGGCAGUGCUGGCUGCGUGCAGUCGCUACUUUGAGGCCAUGUUCAGUGGUGGCCUGAAAGAGAGCCAGGACAGUGAGGUCAACUUCGACAAUUCCAUCCACCCAGAAGUCUUGGAGCUGCUGCUUGACUAUGCGUACUCCUCCCGGGUCAUCAUCAAUGAAGAAAAUGCAGAAUCGCUCCUGGAAGCUGGUGACAUGCUGGAGUUUCAAGACAUCCGGGAUGCAUGUGCAGAGUUCCUGGAAAAGAACCUGCAUCCCACCAACUGCCUGGGCAUGCUGCUGCUGUCUGAUGCGCACCAGUGCACCAAGCUGUAUGAACUAUCUUGGAGAAUGUGUCUCAGCAACUUCCAAACCAUCAGGAAGAAUGAAGAUUUCCUCCAGCUGCCCCAGGACAUGGUAGUGCAACUCUUGUCCAGUGAAGAGCUGGAGACAGAAGAUGAAAGGCUUGUGUACGAGUCUGCAAUUAACUGGAUCAGCUAUGACCUGAAGAAGCGCUAUUGCUACCUCCCAGAACUGUUGCAGACAGUAAGGCUGGCACUUCUGCCAGCCAUCUAUCUCAUGGAGAAUGUGGCCAUGGAGGAACUCAUCACCAAGCAGAGAAAGAGUAAGGAAAUUGUGGAAGAGGCCAUCAGGUGCAAACUGAAAAUCCUGCAGAAUGACGGCGUGGUAACCAGCCUCUGUGCCCGACCUCGGAAAACCGGCCAUGCCCUCUUCCUUCUUGGGGGACAGACUUUCAUGUGUGACAAGUUGUAUCUGGUAGACCAGAAGGCCAAAGAAAUCAUUCCCAAGGCUGACAUUCCCAGCCCAAGAAAAGAGUUUAGUGCAUGUGCGAUUGGCUGCAAAGUAUACAUUACUGGGGGGCGGGGGUCUGAAAAUGGGGUCUCAAAAGAUGUCUGGGUUUAUGAUACCCUGCACGAGGAGUGGUCCAAAGCUGCCCCCAUGCUGGUGGCCAGGUUUGGCCAUGGCUCUGCUGAACUGAAGCACUGCCUAUAUGUGGUUGGGGGGCACACGGCCGCAACUGGCUGCCUCCCGGCCUCCCCCUCAGUCUCUCUAAAGCAGGUAGAACAUUAUGACCCCACAACCAACAAAUGGACCAUGGUGGCCCCACUCCGAGAAGGCGUUAGCAACGCCGCAGUAGUGAGUGCCAAGCUCAAGUUGUUUGCUUUUGGAGGUACCAGUGUCAGUCAUGACAAGCUCCCCAAAGUUCAGUGUUACGAUCAGUGUGAAAACAGGUGGACUGUACCGGCCACCUGUCCCCAGCCCUGGCGUUACACAGCAGCAGCUGUGCUGGGGAACCAGAUUUUUAUUAUGGGGGGUGAUACAGAAUUCUCUGCCUGCUCUGCUUAUAAAUUCAACAGUGAGACUUACCAGUGGACCAAGGUGGGAGAUGUGACAGCAAAGCGCAUGAGCUGCCAUGCUGUGGCCUCCGGAAACAAACUCUACGUGGUUGGAGGAUACUUUGGCAUUCAGCGAUGCAAGACUUUGGACUGCUACGAUCCAACAUUAGAUGUGUGGAACAGCAUCACCACCGUCCCGUACUCGCUGAUUCCUACUGCAUUUGUCAGCACCUGGAAACAUCUGCCUUCUUAAAUGCAGUACAUUCUAAAGAGAGUGAGUACGAGCUCACUCCAUCACUCGAUGCUAUAAUAUGAGGUUUCUACUUUGGAGAGGCCAAGUUUAAUGAAGAGAAAAAAAGGAAAAGAAGUUAAAAGAAGUUGCAAGACACGAAUAAAAUCUGCUGCAGCUUGUAAAUGCUCUAACUGGACAUGAAGGCAGGGGGCGGGGGAGGGGGUGGGAUUUUUGGUGCAAGUAGCACAUGGUUUAAAUAUGAAUGAACAAACCUGUGAUCUAGUCCUUGUCUUGUAAUUGUGGAUUAAUGUCAACGUUAAUCAGCCCCCUCAAAGGGAGAGAAAAGCUGGACCUUUUCCCUUGCUGUACCAUAUUCAGCAUUUGAUUUCCAUGGGCUCCACCAUUUAUGUGUAAAAUUUGAAAUGGUUGUCACCUCUCUGAGGAGAGAGCUUGAAGCCUCCACACCAGCUGCUGCUGGAGAGUCAAAGCCCAACUGUGGGUCCAAGGGGAAGCUGGCUGGGCUGGCUGAAGAAUGAGGACCACUGGACUCUCCGUUAAUCUCUAAGGGGUCUGCUCCCCAGGAACGUUUCCGAACAAUGGGGACUUUGUUGGUAGCCAUUUGGUAGAUGUUCUUUUCUAUUUAUAAGUGACUUUAAACUUUUCCUUGGCUGUUAAGAAGUUUGUUAUAGAUUUAGCUAUUUAUUGUUUGAUGCCUGCAUGCUGAAACAAUGCCUACAGCUGUCUUCACAUGUAUGGACGUGUGUGAAUGGUUGUAUGUUUUGCACAUUUUGUGGCUGUUGAGAUGUGCUUUGCUGCACAAACAUGAAAACUUUUGAGUUACAAUUUGGAGUAUAACUGGAGGGUGGGUUGGGGAGGGGUGGAUUUUAAAAAUGUCAAGACAGGGAAGGAUGACAAAAUGGAAAUUUAAAUGACAUCCUAGAGGUAGAAAAACCGUGGAGAUCACUUUUCUCAGACUCACCAGAUUUUAAUGGGAUUUCAUGGGGUUUGGUUGUGCUGAUGGGGUAAGGGAAGACUUCUUUCUGCCCUUCUCCCCACUCCCAUCUGAUUUACCUAAUUCAGUCUCAGCUGCUGAAAUUUGGAAAGGACCAAAUUGCUUUACAGUUUUUUUCUUUGUGUAAUAUCUUGAAAUCCUGGAAAAUUCUAUGGAAUAGUUCUGUAUAUAGGACACAGGUAAAGGCAUUGUCCAAAGUUUAUUUAUUUAUUUAUUACCUUAUGAGAAUGCUUUGCCACAACCACAGUUAAUGGGAAAAACGGAAGUAUCACAGAUGGAAAUUAACUCACCAGAUUUCUUGACCCGAACUCCUUCUCUUCUUGCUAUAUGAUUUAGCAAGUUCUAGAAGGUCUCCAAGACAAUAAUUACAUUGGCACAAUGUAUACUUCAGUGCUCACCCUUAGGCAAAUCUCUUUUUAAAAAACUCUUUGGUGCACGAGUAACACAUUUGGCCACAAAACACCAAAGAAUUGUAAGCAGUGGCCCCUAUUGAGAAGUUUUCCGGCAGAGUUGGAAAUCAGUUGUGAAUACAUUCUUUGCUAGUUGGAGUGCUUGUUUACUAAGCAUGUGCCGUCGUAGGUAUUAGUGCUAGUCUCAAAUAGGUGCUUCCCCCGAGGUGCGGGGGAAGACCAAAGUUUGCAACUUGAACUGCUUUCGUCCACGUUUCUCACAUUGCUGUAUUUUAGAAAAUAGGGGUUAAGACUGAUAACAACCUUUUACAUUGUGACCGUGUUUGCAUUGUCUAAUGACAGAUAAAUCCUUAACAUUUCUCUCCACCUUAGUACUUUAGACUAAUUGUGCUUGUCCAUCCAUGCCAUCAAUGAGUGGGCUGUAGUUGGGCCAAAAUAAAUGAGCUGUUGGAAGAAAGGAAUAACAGUACUUUCCAGCAGUCAGUCCCUGGUUCCUAGAUGUGUUCUAAGCAAUGCAAAUGUCUAAUUGUCCCCCAGUGGGCAUAGUCAGUGUCGUUUAUAUUGUAGCAGUUACAGCUCUGUAGUUUAUGAUGCAAAUCUGCCAAGAGAGAUGUAUGUGUCACUGCAUGGCUUCUGAAAGCAGGAUGAAUUUUCUGCAGCUGUUUCAAAGUUGGGGUCUGUCCUUGAAUCCUCUAUUAAUUACUGUGUGUGAGCCAGAGGGAGCUGUGGUAAGGGUUGGGCCCCCAGCCUGCAGGGAACUUUCUGGACUCCUGCUCUUUGAAUUGAUAUAGGCAUUUGGUCUCACUACUUGACCAUUCUCACCCUGUGAAACGUCCCACACUUUGAAGCAAAUACAAUUCACAGCACAGUACACACAAAAACCUUGGCAUAAGACAGAGAAGGUUCUUCUUAUUUUGUGGGCUGGUUGCUGUAGAAACACAUAACAAAGGGCAGCCCUCCACUUCUGGUAUAAUUGUGUAGCCGCUUUUCUCUGGGCUUGACACCUGUCUUGAAUAAGAGUGAUUAGAGCCGCAUAAUGUCCCUCUCUUGGCUAUUGACCAUGUGGUUCACGUACAAAACUGUAUAAGUUGAAGGAAAAUGUUCAUGUUCAUAUGUACUUGUUUGCUAUGACUACAUUUUGAGGUUUUGUAAAACUGUUAUUUUUUUUUUUUCACAAUGUGAAACUGAAGGUCAAUAAAUUAUUAGAGAUUUUCUCUUCA